Molecule: messenger RNA, 7127 nt
Organism: Folsomia candida
Lineage: Eukaryota; Metazoa; Arthropoda; Collembola; Entomobryomorpha; Isotomidae
Exons: 7
Coding region: 3684-6125 (813 amino acids)
Source: RefSeq, a predicted model, not a curated record
CAUCCUCUCCUUUCUAACCCUGUUUUGCCUCACUCUCUGAGAAUACACGACUACUGCUGUUUCUCCCAACAUGAGACCCACUUUGCUUUCCCCUUCCCAACGCGACGAAGCUCCACGAGGAGUCUCGUUCUCGUUUUGUGGAGGCGAAAGUUAGACCAGACCAGCCGUGCCCGAUGUUUUACUUAUUGCGGUUGGUCUGCAUUUUGCCUCCUUGUUCGUCCGUACUUUCACUAUAUCCUUGCUCCCUCGAAGAGAUUCGUGUCAGUUGGAAGUUCACCAGGGAUGGGACAACUGCUUCUUCCCGGAUUGAGCAGAUAAGUUGGAACGAGGACUUGUGUAAACUGUGCAAAUUAUGUAUUAAGGUUUUGUUUUGUUACGAGAGAAAGUUGGUUGGUGGUGAAAGUGUAAAUAAAUAAGUUUCUGAGAUUUGUGUGUGGGUGUGACAUUGAGGAAAUUUAAAAACUUAAAGUGAAAGUUGACAGGAAAUUGAAAUAUUUCAGAAAUUUUGGAGUGACUGAGGCAGACAGACAGACGGAUAAGUUCGGACUUAUGUAAACUGAGUUAUGUAAACUGUGUAAAUUAUUGAGGUUUUGUUUUGUAAGGAGAGAAAGUUGGUGGUGAAAGUGUAAAUAAGUUUCUGAGAUUUGUGUGGGUGUAACAAUUCAUGAAAGGAAAGUGACCGAAAAACUGGGUGAAAGUUGGGAAGAAAUUGAAAUUUGACAGAAAUUUGAAGUGUGGAACUGGGUGGCGAAAGUAUGUACAAAUAAACUCAAGGCUUUUGUCUGAAUAUGUAAAUAAGUUGAGAUUUGUGUGGGUGUAACAACGUGGAUGAAAGUGAAAGUUAAAGGACAACUGAAAAAGAACUGUGUGUAAUAUUUCAGAUUUUUGUCAGAAAUUUGAAAAGUGUUGGAUUUUUAAUAGAAAAUGUGUCAUUGGUGAAAGUAUAAAUGAACUCAAGGUUAAUUUUGUCUAAAUGAGGAGAAAAUUUGAAAUUCUUAGAUUUGUGAAAAUUCAAAGAGAAAUAAUGAAAUACAAGUUUCAAAUUUGAAAAACUUUGAAAAGUGUCGGAUUUGGAAGGAUUUUCGAAAAGUUACUGCCUGGUUAAAGUAAACCGACAUUAUUUUAUAAAUCUAAGGAAAAGUGUAAAAACGGAAAAGUAAAAGUUCCACAAGUAAAAUAGAAUGUUUCUUUUCUGAAAAAUUUUGAACGUGUCGGAAUGGACUGGAUUUCCAAAAGUGGAGAAAGUUGUUGUUUUCAAUUUGACACUGAAAGAAAGACGAGCAAGUUGGUUGGUGCAGGGAUAUAAAUAACUGGACAUUUUUUUCAUUCCCAUAUAUAUAUUGUCAUGUCAACAAUAAAGUAGUGCGGGGAAAUUAAGACAAAGUGAAAGUCGGAUGGAAUGAAAAAUCUUUUUUUCACGAAAAACCCAAACAGAAAAUAUGUCUGAAAAAAUGUGAAUCUCGGACAUAAUCUGGGGGAAACAUCAACAUCUCCAACUUUCACUUGGAUGCCAUCCCAACAAAACAAAGUUCCCUCUUAAAUGAAGAGAUUACUCUAAAACCGCACCGAAAGCAGCACAAUUUCAUCCCGGAGAAAGCACCGGAACUCAAACUAAGAAAAGAACAAAACUCUUGAAAGCUGUUGAUAACUUUCUCUCCAAAACAACGCCUCGUCGAAAUGAAGCAAUAAUGACAAGACACAACCAGCUUGACGACUAAAUCCUGGGUGAAAGUGAACCUUUGCAUUGUCCCUUGUUGAUUGUGUGACUCUUGAGAAAUUCUCGUUUUGGUUGGCUGAUUGAAUUCAAAGGAUAAUAAUUAAUUAAUUAAACAAGGACUUGAAAUUCGGCCUUGGAAAUUUCACCAGUUCAGAAAAUGAAAACCUUUUGAAGACGCGAGGUCGUGAUUACGGAGCGACUUUCUCCAAUUGACAUGACUUUCAGUAUGAUUUAGAAUGGAGAAAGUUACACAGAAAGUUGGUCCUUGAAAGCUAAUAAGAUUACGAGAAAACUUGUAAUACGACAUUGGAACGUGGGGAACAUUCGAAAUUCUAAAUUUUGUCAUGUGACGUGACGACUUUCUCUCUGCCCAAGUAAACGAGGCGGAAACGCGCAGUUCCACUUCCAUGAUUAAUUAUGUAUUUUGCAACCAGAUGCGACCGAACGAGAUGAUUACAUAGAAAGUAACGAUGUGAUGUUCAUGGUCAAUAAGUAAUGAGCCACGGCACGGGAGGCAACCGCGGGAUGGUGGGAAUUUGAAUAAAUUCCCAAAUUAAAGGCAGAGACCGCGGAGAUAAUUGGAAAUUUGGAGGGGAGAAAGAAGGAAAUCAUGGGUUUGUCAUCUUACUUUCAUGCUACCUGUUUCGUCUCCUGGCUGUCGUUAAAUUUCUGAAACAAAUUUCUGGAAGUUUCAAUGAAACAAAAUAAAUAUAAAAAUUAAGAAGCGAAAUUAAGUUUCACCAUCAAUUUUUUUUAAGAGCAAGUUUCUCCGUGAAAAAAUUAAUGCAAAAUUAACGCGCAAAUUAACUUUCACCAUAAAAUUUUUGAAGAGCAAGUUUCAUCGCGAAGAAAUAAAAAUAAAACCAACAUUAAGUCGCGAAAUUAGCUUUCACACUUAAAUUUUUGUAACAGCAACUUUCACCACGAAAAAAAAUAAAUUCACAAAUUCAGAAAAUUAAACGAAAAUAAUUGGAAAUUUAUCGUGGAGGAAGGAAAUCAUGGGUUGGUCGUCUCACUUUCACGCUGCCCAUUUCGUCUCUUGGCUGCCAUUAAAUUCUAAAAUGUAUAAGGUUUCUAAAACAGUGGAAGAAAAUGAAAAUGAAGAAACACAAAAAGUGAAAGUCAGAUAACCGAGGAAAUCGGUUAGGCGAGUUGAUUUUGGUGUAGGAAGGAAGGAAGGAACAGGUAUAAAAAAUACCUGGGUAAGAGAGAAGACCAAAGAAAGAUAGAUAAGGAAGAGAGAAGAAGAAGAUUAAUAAGAAGACCACCAAAAAAAGUACCCGGGUAACAGAAAGGAACCGGGGUUCUAGACGAAAAACAGAAGAAAAUUGAUCAAGGAUUUAUUUGUCAAUCUAUCCCGGACAGAAAUUCUUGGGGGAUUUAGAACAAGUUCUGGGACGAGUUUCUCUACCAGGGUUAUUUUUAGAAUUUACUUUCUCCCAGUGGAACAAUUUUUAAGGGCAAGGUUCACUAGGGAGAAAUAAAUACAAAAUUAAGACGCAAAAUUAUUAACUUUCACCCUUAAAUUUUUUAGGAAGUUUCACCGCGGAUAAAAUAACACAAAAUUAAAGCGCGAAAUUAAAGCGCGAAAUUAAAGCGCGAAAUUGACUUUCACCCUCAAUUUCGUUAAAUAGCAAGUUUCACCGCGAACUUAAUAAAUUCAAAAUUAAGGCGCGAAAUUAACUUUCACUCCCAAUUUCGUUAAUAGCAAGUUUCACUCUGAAAAAAAUAACAAAAAAUUAAAGCGCAAAAUUAACUUUCACCCUCAACUUUAUUAAUAGUAAGUUUCACCGCGAACAAAAUAAAUACAAAAUUAAGGCGCGAAAUUAAAUCGCGAAGCGAACGUUCAUGACUAAAUUUUUAACGGCAAUUUUCGCCACGAAAAAAAUAAAUACAAAAAUUUAACACGCAACUUCCAAUUUUCAAAAAAUCUCCCUAAUUUCGACAAACUUUGUCCCUCAAAAAAAUGACUUCAACUAACACACCUGCCGCUGGGGGGUCGUCCUCCAUACCACCCGGUGCCACCCCGCACUCGACUUCCGGUCUGGUCGCGACCCCGAUGCCACACCCACUGCCGGACAUAAUCGACUACAAAGUGAAACUACUCGGCCUGCUGCCGGACGGGUAUCAGUACCCGUCCGGCCCGAGGAGAUGGGACCUUUCGACAGCAUGCUUUAUCAAAAUUCCAUCCGAAAUGACGUGCUACGAGGGGCGCGUGGAUACCAAAGGGCAUCCGACACUGAUCGGGUCGGGCAUCUUGGAGAGAAAGUAUGGCCUUCAGGUCCACCUCCCAACUCUGGCGGAAAGUGAAAGAGCGGCCUCUGCGGCGAGAAGAAAUGUGAAAGACCAUCGCCACCACGUCCACUCGCAUCACCGCGUCAAUGAAGACGACGACGAAACCCGUGGCGGCCUGGACGACGGGGGGAAACAGCUCGACGACGACAUAAUUCAGGAAGAAGACGAGGAAGGGAACUCAUCCGGAAAUGAGUCUGGAUCCGAAGGGUCCGAGGGGGAUGUGAAACUGCAUGGCCAAAACGUCCUCGGACCCCACACCUUCAUCUGUCAGGGAUGCCAGCAUAACGCCGUGCAAAAUCAGAAGGACAACUUGAUGACGAAAUGGCUCAAAAAUAAUUUUGAUCCGAGGAGAGACGUUCUUCCCGAUAUUGUGUGUCGCCGGACGGUUUUGACCUACAUCAUGACGCAGAAGCAGCCUUUUAUCCUGAACGCGAAACGGAUCAGCUUCACUUCCUCGCAAGAUCCGGACCGGAAGGAGUUUAAAGUGAUCCAUGUGGAGUUUGAUUAUCUGCCCACGCUGGAUUUAGAUCCCCAUUUGCCCGGUGGGGGAACCUCGGUCGGGGAAAGGUCGCGGAGUCAGAUGGGAACGUCAAAAACAUCUGACGGGUUGCCCACCUCGGAGAAGAAUUUUGACGCGGAAUCCUACUACGAAAAACCCAACCUUAUCGGCUACUUUGCGGGUAAAUUGUCCUGUAAAGUGCCCACCUUGCCGCCGGAAAGUCGGUGCAUCCGAAUCCUCCUGUCCGCCAUAGUUGAUGGGCUUUGGAGACAAAAAAGUGACCCCGAAUUUUACUCGGCCCACGAUCUGGCCGAAGUUAAAAGCACGAUGGACACCACGGUCGUCUCAGAUCCGAAAAAGGGAGGAAAUCCACACUUUUUUAAGCAGGUUCGGAUGGCUCACGCUUGGGCACAGUGUCAUCUCGUCGGAAUUAACAGAAUGAUGGUUGGCGUGCACACCUUGGUUCCUGGCAAUUUCGCAGAGGAUCACGAAUUUGAUCCCGCCUAUGCCUUGACAUCCCGGCCAAAACGGAUUUUGCAAGAAUUGUGGUUGUACGAUGUUGAAAAGAUGCCAAAUGCGGUUAAAAUCUCGUCGGAUGAGGACGGAUUUCGGGCUUGGACACCUACCGACCUAAAAUGGAAACUAUACACUGCCCUACAACAAAUCCGCGCGCAAGUCCAACACUCCGAGGACAACGUGACGCACCGCUUCCUUCACUACUUCAAUGAAGACUUCCUCGUCCCCUUGACCCUCGAAGAGCUCCAAUUCGAAUGGAAAGCCAUCCACGACGCCAACCGCACCCUCACCUUCCGCAACGUUCACAUGGUCCAAACGUCCCCCGACGUUAUUGAACUCUCGAUGGAAGAGGUGGAACAAGAACACGCCGAAAAACAGGUGGACCACAUCCUCAACACAUUUCUCGGUCUCGGAAUCCCCAUUGAAACGGUCAAAGUCGUCCGAAUCGUGGGAUCUGGUCGCACCCUGGAAGUCCUCUUUCCUUAUGAAGCCCUCGCUCGGAGGGUUUACACGACUUGGCGCCUUUUUUCGGGAAGAAAUCGCUACUUGCCCCGGGGCUUUGAGAAAAUCCGGGUCGACGUCAAACGCACCAAGCGGCAAGAACUAGAACGCAUGCGCAGGAAAGGGAGCGGGAAUAUGUUUUACUUUGUGGCGCAGAGUGCCCCGGUGAGAACGGGAGAGGCACGAUAUACGCAUCAGCAUCAUCCUUAUGCUUGCUAUCAGUGUGGCGGGUCGGGAGGAGCGGGAGCGGGAUAUAGCGCGGGCCCCUCCGUGAUACAGACAGGACCGAUGCCGCCGGCGCCAAGUUCAAGUUCGCAACAGCACCAAAGGGAUCACGGGAUUCAGUUUAUUUUACCGGGGGAACAUUACCCCGUGCCGAGCGGGAGGCAUCAUCACGCACAUCAUCAUGGACACGGACACGCGCAUGCGCAUGGGAAACAUCAUCACGGCGUUGGAAUGACGGGCCCGGUGGCGAGUUCGGCGAGUAAUGUGAGUGGUGGCGGGAGAACGUGUCCGCGAGGUGGGGCGGUAGGCGGGGGAGGAACCAGAGAAGAGCGGGAAGAACCGUGGCGAUAUACGCAGACGAUGUGGCGCUAAUUUUAAAUCGAUAAUUAAGUUUAGUGAAUUUUGUAAUAAUUAGUAUAGAAAAAAACGACGCGAUUUUGGUUGUAAUUUGGUUGAAUAUUUGUUUUUUCGUAAUUUAAUUUGUAAAAUUAUUUGUAACCAUGACAACCUAUUUAGAAAAUUAAUGUCGGAUAGAAUAAUGAGAAAAUAAUACUCGAUAAUUCAUAAGUAAAUGUGUAAGUAAUUAAGGAUUAAUUCCUACAUAAUAUCUAUUAUAAAUUAAAAAUCAUAACUAACUUAUCUGAUUCCUACUAAUUCCUAGCAACUAAUUAAGUAAUUAACAGAUUAAUUAACUAAAUAAUUAGAUAAUUACCUAAUUAAUUAAUCUAUAACACUUCACAAAAGGAAACUGCUUAUUAUACUGUGAGCAACAAACACACCUGACGUGCUUCAAGUAUUGGCGACUAACUAAUUUGCCGAGUUAAAAAAAUUACGCUAGUUACGGUCGGUCAGUCAAGGUCCACGCUCAUAUUUUAUAUUUGUAUCGUGACCAUAAAUUAAUUAGCAUAGUUAAGAAGUAAUUAACUAAUUAACGUUAGCAAACUGAUUAAAGCGUUAAUGUGUGAAUGUUUAGAAUCAUAAUUAUAAAUUGUAAAUGUCCCGCUUUUAAAUUUCCCAAGAUAGACUUAAUUUUACUUUAAGAAUUAAUUCGAAAUUCGACAAAAUACGGUUUACAAAAUUUGCACAAGAAAUUGGCACAGUUCGCACCGUUAAACAUUUAAUGUACAUAGAUAUUCUCAACAUCAUUUAUGCAAAUUAUUUGCUAUCCAUUCUACCUACAACUCAUAAACAACUAUAUAAACUUCACAAAAUAUUAAAUAACGGCGUUGCACAUCGCAAUCCAUUGCAUUGACACAAUUCACGCAGUCCUUAAACUCAUAAAAUCUGCAAGUUUUGUAAAAUAAUUUUACGAACUUUUCCAAAAUAAAAAGCCACCCUAGAUCUGAGCAAGUUUACGAAAAUUUGUAACCAAAU